AUGGCAGUGCUCGUGUGGGAGUCUAUGGGGCUAGACAGCCGCAAGACGUCAGCAGCAGCUGGCAUCGUCGCCCUCGAGCAGCGCAGCAGCUUCUGGUCUCGAACGGCGUACGCCUGGCUGGCGGUCACUUUCUGGCGCGGUCACAAGCGGGUAAUAUCGGUCGACGAUCUGCCGCCCCUCGAUGGACGCCUCGAGAGCUCACGGAUCCAGAUCGAGAUCGAGAUUACGGCCGAGGCCUGGUCGGCGCCUGGGCACUCGUCUACACUGGACUGGCAGUCGGUGUACCAGUAUCAGAGCUUCCGCUUUGUGACCAGGCUCCGCGGCAGCCUCAUCGCCCUCGUCUACCAGCAAAUGCUUCAGACGCGGGCGGCCAACGUCGGCAGCAUCACCGGCCUGACACUGAUGGGCACAGACGUGGAACGUAUUGUGGCUGGCGUGCCAUCUCUGCAUGAAGCAUGGGCAUCGCUCCUUGAAAUCGGUCUUGCCUGCUGGCUACUCGAAAGGCAGCUGUCUCUGGCCUGUAUAGCACCAAUCCUCCUUGUUUCCGUAUUCAUUGCCGCCACAUCUCGGGUGUCACUACGGCUGCGGGAUACGCAAGUUGCUUGGAUCGAGAAGAUUCAGGAACGGCUCCGCAUCACUGCGGCCGUUCUUGGUGACAUGAAAACCGUCAAGAUGCUUGGCAUCUCGAGUGUCGUAGUACCUGUCAUCCAGGGGCUCCGAAGAGACGAGAUCGACACCUCCCGUCGGUUCAGGAAGAACCUUGUGGUCAUGAUACUGUUGUCUCCCGUGCUUACCUUUGCCGUCUACUCUGUUGUUGCCGUGUUCUGGAAGAAUGAAACACUCCUGACCACCAAAGCAUUUACCUCACUCACGCUCGUCUCGCUGCUAACGGCUCCCGUCAUCAGCUUCAUUCAAGGACUGCCAAAUGUGGUGCAAUGCCUCGGCAACUUUAGCCGCAUACAGGAGUUUUGCAAUUACGAGACGGGAGGGGAUGCUCCUGGAAGUGCCUCUAGCAGCAGUAAGGAGACCUCUCAAAGGAGACCUCUCAUGGCCUACUGCGCGCAACAGCCGUGGCUCGAGAACGGCACAAUUCGCCGCAGUAUUGUGGGAGCUUCGCCAUGGGAUAGCAGAUGGCAUGGGACGGUCUGCACGGCUUGCUGCCUCGACCCAGAUAUGCCACAGCUGGAGAUGGGCGACCUCACGCAUGUGGGCAGUAAAGGUGUAAAUCUGAGCGAUGGCCAGAAACAGCGCAUUGCUCUUGCUCGGGCUGUCUACUCCAGGCGUCGUACGCUACUUCUGGAUGACGUCUUCAGCGGAAUGGAUGCUUACACGGCCGGAUUUGUGAUAGCCCGCCUUCUUGGGUGCCAUGGGGGACUGCUGCGGAACGAGCAAACGACUGUGAUCUUGACAACCCACAGUCGGCUCGUAGAUGAGGUCAUUGUUCUAGAAGACGGCCAGGUCACGGAAAUGGGCAGUCCGACAGCCCUGCUUCAAAACAAAGGCGGGUAUCUGAGGAAGAUUGGAUUUUCUAAACUAGCCGAAGAAAACGACAUGAAGCUGACUGCAGCGAGUCAUCCCGGCCCUGCUUCUGGUUCCGUGCCCAGGGAAGAGAUACCAGGCAUGGGGACCGUUGGCGAUACUGACGCGACUGUUAACCUGGAUGACGGCCAAGAGACUGCCACGGCCGAGCACACGGAUGUCAGACGCAAGAAUUGCGAGCUCUCCAUCUACACCUAUUAUCUCAGAAGCUCUGGCUACGUGGCUGUCGCCCUGUACGCAGCGUCCAUGAUUUUCUGGAUUUUCUGCACGGAAUUCUCCACUGUCUGGGUGAGCUGGUGGUCCGCGGCCAACGACCUGCAUCCGAACCGGAAUCUGGGCUUGUACAUGGGAAUUUACGCCAUGGUUGGCGUCGUUGGGACUGCUGCCGCAUGUUGUGCAGCCUGGUUCGCUUAUAUAUCCAUCAUAUCGAACUCAGCGAGCAAGCUGCACCUGGAUCUACUCAAAGCCACCUUCAGGGCCCCGUUUCGCUUCUUUGCCAACACAGACACGGGCGAGCUUCUCAACAGGUGCAUCUACGAUCUACGGCCCUCUGCCUUGUCCUGCUUCACCCAGGUGGUCCUCCUUGCGAUCUACUCACGCUCCCUCGCUGUGGCCAUGCCGUUCGUUGCCGCUUUUCUCUACGCUCUGCAGCGCUUCUAUCUGCAGACAUCCCGCCAGAUGCGGCUGCUCAUGAUCGAGGCCAAAGCGCCCCUGUACACGCAAUUUUCCGAGAUGGGCACACCGGGAACAACGGCCAGCGAAAGGAGUGGCAGCACAGCCGGCACCGGCACCGGCACCAUCACCAUUCGGGCCUUUGGCUGGCAGCGCGCAUAUGCGGCGCGCGUGGCUGCCCUCGUCGAUCGGUCGCAGCGGCCUGCUUAUAUCCAGAGUUGCAUCCAGCACUGGCUGGACUUUGUAUUGACGCUGACCAUGGCCGUUCUCGUGGUCGUCCUCGUCGCUACCGUCGUCAGCUGGCAGGACCGUCUGGAUAUCAGCGCCGGCGGCGUCGGCGUGUCGCUAGUGGUCCUUCUCGGCCUGUCGACCACGCUGACACGACUCAUUCGCACGUGGACACGCCUAGAGCCAAGCGUGGGCGCCGUGGCGCGUGUGAGGCGUUUUGUGACAGAGACAGAAGAGACAGCGGGAGAGGAGGUCCCCGUGUCGGAAUUGUCGCAACCGGUCGGGACGGUCUGCUUCGACGACCUGGUGGCUGCUUAUGAGCCCGACGCUGCAUCUCCUGUGCUGCAGCACGUCUCGCUCUCGGUGCCUCCCGGACAGCAUCUGGCCAUCUGUGGUCGAUCUGGCAGCGGCAAGACGUCGCUGGUGAUGGCACUGCUGCACAUGAUGGACGUCCGCUCGGGAGGUAUUGCCGUCCACGGUCGCGUCAGCGUAGUGUCCCAAGACCCGUUCCUAGUGCCGGGCACCAGCCUGCGCUUCAAUAUGGACCCAUUGCUGGCGGCCGUGUCGGAUGCGCAGAUCGUGCGAGUGCUGCAGCGAGUGGGACUCUGGGAGGUGGUGGAAGGGCAGGGCAGCCGUGGCCGUGGGAGUAGCAGUGGAUGCCUCGACCAGAAGGUGGAUGGCCUGGCACUGUCGGCGGGUCAGCGGCAGUUGCUCUGCUUUUCCCGGGCCUUGGUGUAUCGGGACCAGACCGAUGUGCUCGUGCUGGACGAGGCUACGUGCAGCCUCGACAGCUCGGCCGAGGCGGUGGUGCAGCAGAUUAUCGACACUGACUUUCGCGGAUGCACGGUGUUGGCAGUUAUGCAUCGUCUGGCGCACGUGGCGUCCUACGACCGGGUGGCCGUUAUGGACGCCGGGGCCCUGGUCGAAGAUGGGGCGCCUGGAGAGCUCAUCGCCAACGAGAGCUCGCGCUUUGCAGAGCUGUAUCUUACAUAG
Molecule: messenger RNA, 3432 nt
Organism: Grosmannia clavigera kw1407
Lineage: Eukaryota; Fungi; Ascomycota; Sordariomycetes; Ophiostomatales; Ophiostomataceae
Product: ABC multidrug transporter
Exons: 12
Coding region: 1-3432 (1143 amino acids)
Biological process (GO): transmembrane transport
Cellular component (GO): membrane
Molecular function (GO): ABC-type transporter activity; ATP hydrolysis activity; ATP binding
Source: RefSeq, a predicted model, not a curated record